Messenger RNA from Hyaloscypha bicolor E, 534 nucleotides. RefSeq names its product DUF1754-domain-containing protein. Gene Ontology annotation, cellular component: nucleolus. Bases 1 to 534 code for a protein of 177 amino acids. The record is from RefSeq and is a predicted model, not a curated record. Lineage: Eukaryota; Fungi; Ascomycota; Leotiomycetes; Helotiales; Hyaloscyphaceae. The transcript has 2 exons.
AUGCCCGCAGACGAAUACUCCUCCGUAGUCCGCGGCGGGCUAAAACUAAAAGGCUCAGCUCCCUCCGGUGUCUCGAAGAAGAAAAAGAAAGACAAGAAGCCGAAAGCUGCGGACGGAGAGAGCGAGAGCAAGAAAGAUGCGCUGAGGAAGGCGCUUGAGGAUGAAGAUUCUGCGAUUGUGAAGGCGAGAGCUAAAGGUGAAGGGGAAGGGGAGGAGGAAGGUGAUAGGGAGCUAGAGGAACGAGGUAACGAUGGCAAGACGGCGAGUGAGAGGGCUUAUGAGGAGAUGCGGCGCAAGAGGUUACAUGAGCGCUUGCAGAAAGAGGGCGUCAGGACGCAUAAGGAGAAGGUGGAGGAGUUGAAUAAGUACUUAUCGAAUCUGAGCGAGCAUCAUGAUAUGUAUGUCCCCUUCCUCGAGAACGAGCUGUUGGAGAUGAGAUGGAGAUGGCUAACGACUUUGGGGAUUAUAGGCCGAGGAUUGGGCCGGGAUAAUACGAAUUGUUUGCAGGAGGGAUACGGAAGGGGAGGAUGCUAG